AUGAAUCGUCGCAGCCUCUCGCCUUCCACUCCUAGGAGCAGAGCCAUGGAUAAAUAUGAACAGUUGGCUGUUGUAGGUGAGGGUUCGUACGGCGUGGUCUUGAAAUGUCGCCGCCGGGACACUGGUCAGUUGGUAGCCAUCAAGAAGUUCUUGGAGACUGAAGAUGACGCCGCCGUUAGGAAGAUGGCUCUCAGAGAAAUAAGGAUGUUGAAGAAACUUCACCACGAUCACUUGGUGAAUAUGAUCGAAGUAUUCCGUCGUAAGCGUCGCUUCUACCUAGUGUUUGAAUACCUUGACCACACACUCUUGGAUGAGCUGGAAGCAGCUCCCAGCGGCCUUGGCGAGGAUACUGCCAGGAAACACUUGUACCAGCUGUUGAAAGGAAUCGACUAUUGUCAUCAGAACUCUAUAAUUCAUCGUGACGUCAAACCAGAGAACGUGCUGGUGUCAAAUAAUGGUAUAGUGAAGUUGUGUGACCUGGGAUUCGCAAGAGCUCUGGCCGCGCCCGGCGAGCCAUACACGGAGUACGUGGCAACUAGGUGGUACAGGGCUCCAGAAUUACUGGUCGCUGAGCAUAGAUACGGUCCGGAGGUGGACAUCUGGGCGGUGGGUUGUCUGUUCGCUGAGAUGUUGACGGGCGAGCCUCUGUUCCCGGGAGACUCGGACAUUGACCAGCUGGCUCUCAUCAUCAAGAUUGUUGGUAAGUUGGCUCCACGUCACCAGCAGGUUGUGUCCCGCCUGUCGUCAGGCCUCCCGGCGGCGGCCCGAGGCCCCUCAGGCCUGCCGGGGGCCGCGCGGGCCCGGGACUUGCUCGCCGCCUGCCUCAGGACCGAGCCCCGGGCCAGGCCUUCCGCGGCAGCACUACUCAGACACAAAUAUUUCGUGGCCGACGGAUUCGCGGAGAGUUUCAAUAACGAGCUGCGGAAGAAAAUGGGAAAAGAGAGUGAGACACCUCGACCUCAGCAGGGAACGACGCGAGUCGCCGGCAAGCCGAGGCAACAAUGGACAUUGAAUAUAAUAUCGGACACAGCCAGAUCUCGCACAAACAGCACGGCCGAGGAUUCGCUCAUAGACUAUAAUUACACACCAAAUACUGAAUCUCAGAAUGAGACGGAGAAAAAGAAUUCUCAAAUAUCAACACAUGAAACGGAAGAGGUACCUCUCUCAUGGUGUACUAGCACUUCGGGCACAGCUGUACACAAUAGUACGGUCACCGGAACGGGGACAACGGGACAAGGGGUAACGGGUCAAGGGGUAACGGGACAAUUGGUAACUGGACAAGGGGUAACGAGACCGACCUUACCCCGCUCACUAGCCAGAGCUAUAGAUGAGACAUUCCAAACAUUCCCCGUACCUGUCAACACGUACCCGAGAACACCCUAUAUAAAGAAAGUGAACAGUAAACUGGUGAUGGAUGAAGAAUUGCUGCGAGGAAAGAAAGUCGCCAAGAAGAUGACGCCGGAGUUUUCGUUGCCCUACGUACCGGGAGCGAGCAAUAGUCCGGUGAAGAAGGCGAAAAAACCACAAACACACAAGACACACGACCAUUGUGAUAGCAGCAAUAUGACGCCUCACACAAGGACGCCGACGAACCUGCCGUACAUGUGA
Danaus chrysippus (African queen) is the source of this 1608-nucleotide messenger RNA. The record is from the annotation of a GenBank genome assembly. NCBI's taxonomy places the organism in Eukaryota, Metazoa, Arthropoda, Insecta, Lepidoptera, Nymphalidae.